ACUGUGUGCUGACACUGGCAGGAAAUAAGCUCUGACUGAAGAGCUGUUUGCUGGAUCUAUUUUCUGCCUUCAUCAAAGUCACUGUAGAGAGCCCAGUCCUUAAAAAUUAAAUUAAAGAAAAAAUUAAAAAGUUAAAAAAGUUCGGCUAGAGACUAAGUAAAUGUGUCCUUUGAGAAUAUAGGAAACAUUCGUUAUCCUGAUUCAGUCUAAACUGUCAUUGAUACAGAAACUCCUCUUCAGAGAAUCUGGGAUUUGCCUAAGUGACGACUGCAGGAUUUAGUCUAGUAAUAGCCUAAGACUUCUUGCUGUAUCAGAUGGAGGGUUAUAAGUUCUGUACCCCAAAAGGUGGAUAAAAUGAGGCUCAAAGCUGUUUUAAUUCAAUAUAUUGCACUCUUGGUUUUGGAGAGGCUAAAGGAAAGUUCUUUUUGAUUUGUUUAUUGAACUUUUGGGUUUUUAAUCUGAUUUAAACCUGUGACCUAUUAUUUAAACCUGUAGAUAGAAAUUCACAGAAAGCACAGUUCAGAUGUGCUUAAGUGAGUUUUCCAGUGCAUGGAAACAUUCCCAGCAUUAGGAAAGCCAUGUCUUUGAGUACUGUUUGAGCUACAGACAGUCAGCAGAGAUGUUACUGUUUCUGCCAAUUCGACCAUUGGUGUCUCUCCUUCACUGUAGUUUGGACUCAGGGAAUAAGAAAUUCAACUCUGAUAAAUAUAAGAUGUGCUUUUUCUUUUGUCAUUACAUUACUCUCAAUGGCUUUUUUCAUUGCCCAGCAUGGCAUCACCAGCAUGGCACAAGGUGACAGAGGUGAGAGAUGUUCUAAGUGUCGCAGCACAGUUCUCUGUGUCACGGGAAUGACUAGUCAGAAAUGGGGUGUGAGACACCAGGAAAGGAGAGGAACCUCAAAGAUGGAAGAAGCCAAUUUUGACAGAGGCCUACUAUGUUGAAGCUAGUUCUGUAUUUCUGCAGGAGAACUGACUCAGAAGGAAGAUGUUGUUGACAAGCUCAGCAGGAUUUAUGCUGUUCUUGCUCUCUCAAUGCACUGUGUCACUGAGCACCAAAGAGGCAGUGGUCCUGGCUAAUGCCCACCUUCUCCCCCAGAGAGACUAUGAGAGACUGGGUAAUGCCAAUGAAAAAGACUAUCCAAGAGAUUGUUUUGAGAUUUUUCAGCGCUCCAAAGGAAAUUCCAGAGAUGGUCUUUACAUCAUCCAACCAAAAGAGGACCCUAUUGUUGUUUCUUGUAACAUGCAGGAUGGUGGCUGGACAAUAAUCCAGCACAUUACUGCCAACAGUACUGUCGACUUUGACAGGACCUGGCAGGACUACAAAUAUGGAUUUGGCUCUGUUCAUGAGAACCACUGGUUAGGAAAUGAAUAUAUGCAUCAGUUAACUAGCAGCUCUGUGCAAUAUAUACUUGGAGUUAAACUUGUAAACCUAAAUGCUGAAAUUAAAUGGGGACAGUAUGAACCAUUCCUUAUUGAAGGUGAGGAAUCUCAAUACCGCAUUAGGGUCGGUCUAUACAAAGGUAAUGCCACUGAUGCGCUGACCCUGGACACAGAAGCCUAUCUCCAUGACAACCAGAAGUUCACCACCAAGGACAGAGACAAUGACAAUUACUUUCUGAAUUGUGCUAAACUGGAACUCAAUGACAUUCCUGGGGGAGGCUGGUGGUACGACGCGUGUGCUGGAGCAAAUCUAAACCGUAGGAACAUGAUAUACUGGCAAAAAGACUGCAACAAGCAACGCCUAUGCAAGUUUGCAUGGAUGAUGAUCAAACCCAUUGAGCACCACCUGUCAUCUCCAUCAAAGUCCUGCCCAUGUCAGAAAAUUGAACUGUAGAUAAGCCAUGUGUACUUUGAAAGGAACAUGGACUUUUUGUCCAGUGACUGAAGUGAACUCACUGACUGAAUAAUCACACUAAGUAAAUAUGGUUGAAAAUUUAAAUUGGGCCUCUGCAAGGGAUUUAUGAUAACAUAUCUUCCAGGACUGGACCAUGUCAUAGAAAUAUGCCAACCACACAAGUGAGAAACUGUCAGAAACUGAGGCCUCUACCACAAGAGUUAAAUAAACAGAAGAUUUAAAAAAUUGAUUUUAUAGUAUUUUAGCCGUAAGACAAGCCAGGUAUGAAAUCCAGGACAUGAUGUCUUAUACAAUAUAUACAUGAAUAUAAUUGCAUUUCAGAAGGUUUUGUUCCAGUAUCAAUGUUCAUGAUUGAUCUCCUAUAAUUGCACAUCUUCAUAUAUCAUGCAUGAGAGAAAUUUCCAGUGAAGUGCCUACAUUACAAAAUGCAUAUUGAAGAGUAUUGUGUACCACAGGGCAGCAACAGGCCUUUUCUUUCUAACUUUAGUGAACAGUAUUUUAAUUUAUAAAAUUGGAAUUAGCCUUAUCUCCCAUGGCUUCUUUCCCCAUUCACUGACUCUUCUUUUAUCUCUGCUUUUUAAUGAUCCCGUACACAUUGAAAUAUUCAGCAUAAGCUUUUCUUUUCUUCCUUCAAUUUAGAGCACCCAGCACUAAUGGGAUUGUCAGCUUUGCCAUUUAAAGCUACUAAUCCAAAGCUUACAAUCCAUCUGAAUAUUUCCCCAAGAAACUCAGACAACACAUUUUUUAAAAGAUCAAAUUGAUUUUGCAACUGUUUAUUUAUUGCUUCAUUUUUUCCUGAAUAUCACUUCACUUUGUUUACCAUGAUUUGACUGUUGCUUCUCCCUGUUCCAUGAUGUGCUUCAUCUUUCUCUUUUUUUUAAUACUGUGAGAAAAAAAGACAGCAUUGCAUUUAUUUCACAUUUGCUAGCUUCAAUUGUUUUGGUACUCAGACCUGACAGUAUUUAAACACUGCCUUUUUCUAAUUAUAAAAUAAAAUAAAAAUUAUA
This is a messenger RNA of Pipra filicauda (Wire-tailed manakin), 2861 nucleotides long. Its product is annotated as fibrinogen-like protein 1-like protein. The transcript has 3 exons. The coding region runs from base 985 to 1833 and encodes 282 amino acids. The record is from RefSeq and is a predicted model, not a curated record. NCBI's taxonomy places the organism in Eukaryota, Metazoa, Chordata, Aves, Passeriformes, Pipridae.